GGCCUGGAUUUUCUCGGCCUCCGGCGGACGGGCCCGGGCUCGGCGGCCCCUGGCGAAAGUGCGGUGGCGAAUGAGCAGGCGCGCGCGGGGCUCGGGGGAGGCGCGCUCGGGCUCCCGGAGGCGACGACUACGACGGCCGGGAGCGCGGACGGAGGCGGCGCCUGAAGCGGCGGCGGAGCCCAUGCCCCGGGACGGCGGGCGGGCCCGGAGAGACCAGUCCGGGGCCCGGGGCAUGUCCCCGGGGCCCCCCUGAGGAGGCGGCGGCGGCGGCGAUGGAGGUCCCGCCGCAGGAGGCGCCGCCCGGGCCCGGCGACGCCGCCGAGGCCCCCGCCGAGGCCCGGGCGCCCAGCCCCACCUCGCCCCCCGCCGACGGGCGCCUCAAGGCCGCGGCCAAGCGCGUCACCUUCCCCUCCGAUGAGGAUAUCGUGUCGGGAGCCGUGGAGCCCAAAGACCCCUGGAGACACGCUCAGAAUGUGACGGUGGAUGAGGUCAUUGGCGCCUACAAGCAGGCGUGCCAGAAGUUGAGCUGCAGGCAGAUCCCCAAGCUCCUCCGGCAGCUCCAGGAGUUCACUGACCUGGGCCACCGCAUCGACUGUCUGGACCUGAAAGGCGAGAAGCUUGACUACAAGACGUGCGAGGCGCUGGAGGAGGUCUUCAAGAGACUGCAGUUCCGAGUGGUGGACCUGGAGCAGACGAGCCUGGACGAGGACGGCGCCUCGGCCCUCUUUGACAUGAUCGAGUACUACGAGUCAGCCACACACCUCAACAUCUCCUUCAAUAAGCACAUCGGCACCCGCGGAUGGCAGGCUGCCGCCCACAUGAUGCGCAAGACCAGCUGCCUACAGUACCUGGACGCCCGCAACACGCCGCUGCUCGACCACUCGGCGCCCUUCGUGGCGCGCGCCCUGCGCAUCCGCAGCAGCCUGGCCGUGCUGCACCUGGAGAGCGCCAGCCUGUCGGGCCGGCCGCUCAUGCUGCUCGCCACCGCCCUGAAGAUGAACAUGAACCUGCGGGAACUGUACUUGGCCGACAACAAGCUCAACGGCCUGCAGGACUCGGCCCAGCUGGGCAAUCUGCUCAAGUUCAACUGCUCCCUGCAGAUCCUCGACCUCCGCAACAACCACGUGCUGGACUCAGGUCUGGCCUACAUCUGCGAGGGCCUUAAGGAGCAGCGGAAGGGGCUGGUGACCCUGGUUCUGUGGAACAAUCAGCUCACGCACACAGGCAUGGCCUUCCUGGGCAUGACGCUGCCCCACACCCAGAGCCUGGAGACCUUGAACUUGGGCCACAACCCCAUCGGCAACGAGGGUGCGCGGAGCCUCAAGAAUGGCCUCAUCAGCAACCGCAGCGUGCUGCGCCUCGGCCUGGCCUCCAGCAAGCUGACCUGCGAGGGCGCGGUGGCCGUGGCGGAGUUCAUCGCCGAGAGCCCCCGCCUCCUCAGACUGGACCUGCGGGAGAACGAGAUCAAGACGGGCGGGCUCAUGGCGCUGUCCUUGGCUCUCAAGGUGAACCACUCGCUGCUGCGCCUGGACCUCGACCGGGAGCCCAAGAAGGAGGCGGUGAAGAGCUUCCUGGAGACGCAGAAGGCGCUGCUGGCCGAGAUCCAGAGCGGCUGCAAGCGCAAUUUCGUGCUGGCGCGGGAGCGCGAGGAGCAGGCGCAGCUGUCUGCGGCCAUGCCCGAGAUCACGGUCACGGCCGCCCCGGCCCACGGGGACCCCGACCUCGCGCCCCCGCCCGCUGCAGCCCGCGCCCACGAGAACGGGGCCCCGGCUGGCCCCGAGCCGGACUCGGAUUCAGACUCAGACUCGGAGCGGGAGGAUGGGGAGGAGGAGGAGGCGGCUGCAGAGCAGGCAGUCGCCCCCUGCCCGGCCCUGGUGCCCCCCAGCAGCCCCUCCUCCCCUGCUGAGCAACGCAUUUCCGUGUCCAGCCCCGGCCGGGGCCACAAAGUGUUUGUGGUGACCCGGGUGGAGAGUCCCCCGGAGAGAGUGGACGCCCCCCUGCUGCCUGCCCCGCUCUCCCCACCCUCUGAGGCCAGGGCACCCCAGGACUCCGGCACUCCGGAGCCUCCGCCGCCACAGGAGCCGCCGCUGGCAGGUCAGCCACUGCCCAACGGCCUGAAGCCCGAGUUUGCCCUCGCCCUGCCCCCAGAGCCGCCCCCUAGGCCCGAGGUCAAGGGGAGCAGCUGUGGCCUGGAACACGAGCUGAGCUGCUCCCGGAAUGAGCAGGAGCUCGAGAAGCUGCUUCUGGAAGCCAGUCAGGACUCCGGGCAGGAGACACUGUGACACUUUAGUUCCUUUUUUUCCAGGGGGUCUUCAAGGAGCUGAGGCCAGAGCCAUGAGACACUGCUGGCCCUUCCCCCCAGCCUCCGGAGGCCUGGACACCGGGGUGGGGCCUCCCUGGGGACCCUGCCCCCCAACACUACAGGGGGCGGACGCCCAGAGCAGGGCCCUGCCGCCCCACCAGAGCAUCCCUGUGUGUGUCUGGCCGUGGGGGGAGCUGGGGGCACCGGGAGGCG
This is a messenger RNA of Sorex fumeus (smoky shrew), 2515 nucleotides long. It is a transcript of the gene PPP1R37, whose product is annotated as protein phosphatase 1 regulatory subunit 37. The record is from RefSeq and is a predicted model, not a curated record. Gene Ontology annotation, molecular function: protein binding. NCBI's taxonomy places the organism in Eukaryota, Metazoa, Chordata, Mammalia, Eulipotyphla, Soricidae. Bases 273 to 2282 code for a protein of 669 amino acids. The transcript is spliced from 13 exons.